AUGACUUAUAUUCUAGUAAUACUGGGGACUUGCCUGUCUCUGAUAGCAGUAUCUAACGGAUGUUUCCCUUAUGAUACGAAGUUUAGCAAAGUUGGUACUACUAUUCAAGUACCAACUGUUGCACGUGAUCAAUGGUGGUGUCCUGCAAAUAGAUUUUAUGGAUGGCUAGGAUAUGUUCGUGAUCUGAAAGGUUGGACUUGUAGUGAUGCUGUCUAUUCGCUUGCACGUCUACAACAAGAUUUUAAAAAAAUGGCUGAUGAUGGAGCUAAAAUGGUUCGAAUAUACGGACCAAUUUGUGAACAACAAAUGGUCUGGGAUAAUAUUAUACAAGCAGCAGCUGAAAAUAAUCUUGGUGUGCUUGGCAUUGUUUGGCAUGGAUAUAGCGAUAGUGAACUUAAUAAAUGGGAAGAACGAAAAAAUGCUCUAAUGGCUGUUCUUAAGAAACCAUUAAGCAAAUAUGUCAUUCAUUCUGUUUCAUUUGGUUCUGAACCAUUAUUUUCAUGGAGUAUUUCGGGUACUUUUGUUGCUGAAUUAACAAAAAUCAAAACGGAAUUAAAAGCAUUAAGUAUUCCACUUACUGUUAGCGAGAUGAAAUAUGGUUAUGAUGUUUGUCCUGCUGCUGCAAAAAAUGCUGUUAUUAAUAAUAUUGAUUUUAUAUCAGCUCAUAUUAUGCCAUAUUAUGGAACAUGUGAUUUACCAGGACAAGUAUGGAAUUUCAUUACAAAUGAGAUAGACGCAUUCAAACGUAUGAUACCCGGUAAACAAAUGAUGAUAACUCAAAAUCCAUGGGGUUCAAGUACAUAUGGUCGUAAUCGAGGAUCAGUUUGUGGAUCUGAUGUAUGGAAAGGUGUUUCUGUAGAAGGUGCUAAUGAAUAUUGGAGACUUUGGAUAAAUAAUUGUCAAUAUUUUAAACAACAACAAAUUGGAUGGUUUGCACAUACAUUUUCGGCUGAUUCAGAAUAUAAUUUUGGAAUAUAUGGUCCUCGUAAUGAUGCCGUACCUUAUCCACGUCACAUUGAUUUUAAACCUAUUUUUUGUUAA
Molecule: messenger RNA, 1041 nt
Organism: Adineta steineri
Lineage: Eukaryota; Metazoa; Rotifera; Eurotatoria; Adinetida; Adinetidae
Source: the annotation of a GenBank genome assembly